Molecule: messenger RNA, 2280 nt
Organism: Laccaria bicolor S238N-H82
Lineage: Eukaryota; Fungi; Basidiomycota; Agaricomycetes; Agaricales; Hydnangiaceae
Product: receptor-activated Ca2+-permeable cation channel
Exons: 18
Coding region: 1-2280 (759 amino acids)
Source: RefSeq, a predicted model, not a curated record
AUGGAUCCUGAGCAACCGUCGUCCGCUUUACUGGCACCUACGCUCGAAAAUCUCGCUUCCGUCAAGGUCUUUCCCCUCAUCCCAGCUCUCAAGAAGGAUGUUAUCAACACAAUUGACAGUGCUCUCAGUUGGGACCAGCUGACCGCAGCGGACAUCAACUUCACAAUUGUCAGGCCAAUCGUGAAUAAGUAUGCUCGACUCAAAAACAUGGCCGUCGUAUACGCAUGUCUCGUUGUGCGGUCAUAUUUCCUAUCAGAAUCAGAUUCCAACCUUGCUUUUGCCGGCGUCAUGCUCUCCCGUGCGAAUUUAUGUGAAAUUCUGGCCUACAAGCUUCUUGGUCCCUUCGCGACAAAUUAUUUCCAGCUGGUUGCCGUGCUGACAACCAGCUGGAGCCCUUUAGCUGGCGCGACCCGUGAGGUCGUCGUUGAAGUAGAGCAGAAUUUAGGAGCUCGCGACGUCGAAUCCUCACAGAGCGCCCUAGAGAUGGCGAUUUCAACAGAUGCCAAAGCUUUCUUAUCUUCUCCCGUGACCCAAAAGGUGGUGAACGAUAUUUAUAACGGCACCGUCGUCUUCUCGCACACAGCGCAUCGAUCUAUUCUGGCGGAUAAUUAUAAACCCCGUGCAAUUGAAAUUUAUGACCCUCAAGCAGCCCCGUUUCUUGACCACUAUAGACUCAGGGUUCCGAAAUAUGGCAAUUACUUCGAAUUCCUCAAUUUUGCCCUUCUACUUCUUACUUUUGUACUAUGCCUCUCGACCCAGGAUAAGACGAAAUUGACAAAUUGGGAGGUAGCAUUUAUCAUCUUUGGCAGUGCAUUUGCUUUGGAAGAAUAUACCGCGGCGACGGAACAUGGCUGGAUCAUCUAUAUUGCGAACACCUGGAACGCUUUUGAUUUCUCGCUUGUUGUUAUUUUCCUUGCGUACCUUGGAUUGAGAAUCAAGGGCCUCAGUUUCAACGAUUUGUCAACAUCCAGUAUGGCUUUCGACAUCUUGUCGUGCGCUGCUUGUAUCCUAUUCCCGAGGCUGGCCUUCUUCGCUGUAUCAGACAAUGUAGUUGUGCUGUCUCUCCGUGCCAUGAUAGCGCAAUUUGUGUUCUUCAUUGGCAUAGCAGCCAUCUGCUUUUCUGGCCUCCUGUUUGCUUUAUGGACUCUUGAUAACAGAUCCCAGCAGACCUCUUGGUCUAUCAGUUCAAUAGCCUGGCUGAUGGUCCAGAUCUGGUUUGGGAAUACCUCUCUUAGUUUUGAUCAAGCCACUAGUUUUCACCCAAUUCUAGGCCCAAUUCUCAUGACCAUUUUUGCUGCGCUAUCCAACACCCUGCUUUUGACCAUCCUUAUCUGUAUAUUAUCAAAUACUGUUGCAAGGAUCGACUCGAAUGCCACACAGGAGCAUCUUUACCAGUUUACCAUAUCGACAAUUGAAGGCGUCAAGUCUGAUGCCCUCUUCUCAUACCAACCGCCUUUUAACCUUGUCGCCUUGAUUAUUUUGAAACCAGCUAGCUGGUUUCUAUCGCCUCGCGCUCUCCAUUCUACCAACGUUUUCCUCAUCAAGUUGACAAGCCUCCCUCAACUCAUAGUAAUUGGGUUAUACGAACGACACUUGUGUAGCUGCCGAAGAUUCAGAUCGUCAGGAAAGGAUGCUGCCUACUCUUUUUACAACAGCCUGCCUCGUCACAUCAGGAACAUACCUUUGGUUGAAGCCCUUGUGGGUUCUGCCUCCAAUGACCUAUAUGAUGCCAUCUUCGAAGUUGAGGUAGCUGAAGACUUUGACAUCUUUGACGAAUCCGACGACGACGCUCCUGCCUUGCGCUCCUUCGAUUCCAGGGAGGAUAUACGCGCCAGCGGAACAUCGCCGGGGCCCGAACGCCGAAAACGACCACCUAGCUUGAAUGGCUCUCGGGUCGGUUCUAGCCCUCAAGCGUCCCCCAGGCAACAAUUUAUCAGUACACUCUCUCCGGAUGACAUUCCUCAGGCUUCUCCCAGGCGACGGGUUAUCAGUACACUCUCUCCAAAUGACGUUUUCGCAUCUCCAGAUGCAAUAACGACCAGCUUCAGGAGUCCGUUAGCAAGGCUCUUUAGUCAGCGCAGUCCUGUUGAUGGCCCAGCCGUUGGUGAAGCCAGUCUCAAACGGAUCGAAACACUUCUCGAUGAUGUGCGCAGCUUGCCUGUUCAGCGUUUGAAGGAAGAGAUGAAAGAACUUCAGGAUCGUCAAGCUCGUAUUGAGAACCUCCUCUUAAUGCUCACGCGAGGUAUGCGAAAUGAAAAACAAGGCACUAUUUCGACAUGA